AUGGCGACAGUAGAUAAAUCACCGUUUGAAAUACUUGAUGUUCCUCAAGAUAUUAACUAUGUUAAGCUGCGUGGGGUAUAUAGAAGAAAAAUUCAUGAACAUAAACAAAAGAAAAUAUCGGCAAUUAAUUUUCGACGUAUUUGUCGUGCAUAUGAAACAUUAUCUGACUUUGAUAAACGCAAACGUUAUGAUUCUCAAAAAGAAUGGAUCUCCGAAUUAUCAAUUGAAAACUAUACUCCACAACAAUUAGCUGCUGAACCUGAUCUAUUACGUGAUCUUAAACAGAGAUUACGUACUGCUAAUUUAACACAACUUAAUGCUCAAGAUUCUGUAACAGGUCAUACAACACUUUAUACAGCCGCUCGUUCUGGUAAUUUAGCAGCUGUAAAAUUUUUAACUGAACAAGGAGCUGAACCAGAUUUAUCACAACGUACAAAAAGUACAGCUUUACAUGUUGCUGCUUUUUAUGGACAUGCAGAUGUUGUUCGUUGUCUGUUAGAAAGUGGAGCUGAUUAUCGAAUAGAAAAUUCAGGCAAUAAUACAGCUGAAGAUGAAGCAUAUAAUCAAGAUGUAAAACAAGUAUUUGCUGAACUUAAACAAAAUGCUUACGUACGAGUAGCUGCAAAUGAACUUGAUUGGUUUCUUCAGAAUGGUUUAACACAGCAUCAAGAUACAGAAUACUUUGCUCAGCGUCAAACCUUAUUACAAUGUGCCAGUAAAAAGGGCUAUGAUGAUCUUGUACGUUGGCUUAUAGAACAAAAACUAGUUAAUUUAGAUCUUGUCGAUUUCAAUGGAAAUUCUGCUUUACAUCUCGCUGCUUAUGGUGGUCAUACUUCGAUUGUUGAAUAUCUUUUAAAUUCUGGCUGUGAUUCAACACUUAAAAAUCGAUGGGGUACAACAGCUGAAGAAGAAGGUAGUAAACAUGGAAAUCGUAUUAUUGAUAUUUUCAAACUUAUACGUGCAUAUGAUAUGUUUAAAAUGGCAAUAGAAGGUAAAGAUUGGUGGUUUUAUUAUUAUUUCGAUGAAAAAUCAAAAGAUAUGACAGAUGCAAAUGGUAGAAGUUUACUUUAUCAUGCAUGCCGCGAUGGACAAUAUUCUGUUGCAAAAUGGUUAUUAGAACAUGGAGCUGAUGUGAAUAUACAAACCACGGCUAAACCAAGAAGUACUCCAUUACAUGGUGCAAAAUUUCGUGGUCAUAUUGCAAUCGUUGAACUUUUACUCGAAUAUAAAGCUGAUGUAAACAUUAAAAAUGAUUUUGGAGCUACUGUCUUUGAUGAAGAUAUAUCUGCAGAAGUAGAAAAAAAUAUAGCAAGUAAAAUUAUAGAACUUUUAGCAAAAUACAAAAGCAAUUUAAAAAGUGAUAAAUUGAUUGAGAUUCAUAUAUAUGAAGAUGAUGGUAUGGAACAGGAACCGAUCGGAAAAGUGAAAGUAGGACUCAAAGAUGAAUAUAAAGAUCUAUUGACAUCGUUAUCUAAAAUUUCACUGGAUCAAUAUCGUCAUUUUUCUAUUGCUCGUCGUGCAUUACAUUUUCAAGACGACAAUACAACUAUCAUAUCAGCUGUAGGUUGUGCUCGAUAUACUUCUUCAAAAUUUAUUGAUACACCUAUACGUUUAAUUGAUCACAAAACAUUGUCAACUCAAACAACUCGUCAGGAGCCUAAAUCAGACCUGCGGUCUUUUAUCAAAUUGCUUGACGCUCAUAGUAAAGUGGAACAGUUUUCAUUGAAAGCUCCUCUUAAACAAAAACAAAUAGUUAGCAUCGAUGAUUUAAUGUUUACUUUUGCCGAAAAUUGUAUAACCGAUGAUAUUGAUGUCAAAGUUACAAUAAUUUUCUCACCUGAUCGUGAAAAGUUUGAUAUACCAGGAUGUAUUUGCUUGUUUAAAGUAGAUCUUUACUCAGAUACUCCAAAACUCGUCGAACUACCUGUUGUAUCUAUUACUAAUCAACCAAAUGCUCGUUUAUACACCUUAGCAACACCUUCAACUUAUUGGUUCACUUCAGACACUCGUCGAACACGUUUAUCGACACUAAGCGGUACUCAUGCAUUUAUACGUCAUGUUGAUAUUAUUCCUGGGAAGUUGGCUUUACCUAUAGAUAUGUUUAUCGCAACUGCUCUUGAACAACCAUUAAUAUCAAGAGAUAAUCCUGUACCUUGUAAAUGUAUGAAUAUUCACGAAAGAGACACAAAAUCAUUUCCUCAUGUGGUCUACCAUGGGACAAAUAUAGAAGUCAUUCGAUCAAUUCUUCUUGAUGGAUUCGUUAUACCCGGUACCGUAGUUAGCAGUGGAAAACGUAUUAAUCCACCGAAAAAUCAUAUUGCACGUGAUAAACCAGUUUUUAAUGUUGCUGAUUUUUCUACAGCAAUUUUUGUAAGUCCUAGUAUAUAUUAUAGUUCAGAUCCAGCAUAUGCAAUACCAUUUGUCAAUGGUGAUCAGCAAUUAAUACCUUUAUUAGAAUGCAGUGUUAAGAGUAAUAGUUAUGGUACUUAUCCUUGCACUACAUCACAGUAUAAAGAAAAACCAGGCGAUAAUAUGCAAGCAAUUGAAUGGCGUAUUACAGAUCCAGCAAAUAUACAAAUUAAUUCAAUAUUAUUCAUUACACAGAUUGAAUCAAUUGCUGCAUCUAAAAUGGCACGAAUUACUAAAAUGAACUAG
Molecule: messenger RNA, 2655 nt
Organism: Adineta steineri
Lineage: Eukaryota; Metazoa; Rotifera; Eurotatoria; Adinetida; Adinetidae
Source: the annotation of a GenBank genome assembly